Leptopilina boulardi is the source of this 6777-nucleotide messenger RNA. RefSeq names its product protein TIS11 (gene Tis11). The record is from RefSeq and is a predicted model, not a curated record. NCBI's taxonomy places the organism in Eukaryota, Metazoa, Arthropoda, Insecta, Hymenoptera, Figitidae. The coding region runs from base 788 to 1894 and encodes 368 amino acids. The transcript is spliced from 3 exons. Gene Ontology annotation, molecular function: metal ion binding; mRNA binding.
UCUGUUUUCCAGUUUGCUUUCGGGAGUCGAGCAGGAUACAAUCUUUUUUUUUUUCUCCCUUUGAAAAUAAUCGGAGAACCGGCUUCACGAAAUAAACCCUCGCUCACUCUGAAACAAGUAUCACGAGUGAGAGAGAGAGACAAUAUAAACAAUAAUUGUUUUUUUAUUUUUACAAGAAAGAAGAGUAGUGCGUCGAUAUAAAUAAAGUGCACAGUUAAUGUUUUUUUUAAAUUAAUCAAUGCAGACUCUUCGAUUAAAAGUACACUUAUCAUUCACGAUUAACAACGGGCUCAAGUAUAUCUGACAAGGAGAACCAAUUCUGAGAAUUGGAUUUGCAAUUAUUAUUAUUUUUUUUAUUAAGACGUGUUUUGACGUGAUUUUUUUUAUUAUUGUCAAUUCGGCGUUCUAUGAGAGCAGCGUGUGUGUAUUCGCAUAAAUGUAACCGCGAUUUAUUAAGUGUCAGUUCUUCGAGUAUAUAGUGUAAAGUUUAUUGCAAGAAGCUGAUAAAUAAUCAAAACAAGAUCAAUUCAAGUUUGUUCUGGCUUAGCAGAGGAUAAACGAUACGAUACUCCGAAAAGAAGAAAGAAAACUACAGUGUUUUACAAAGAGAAAAAUUUUAUAAAACUUAUUGAAGUUUAAAGAGACCUUUGUUUUUAGUAAAUUCUGAAUGCAAUUAAGUCUUGAAUUUAAUAAGAGCAGUACGAAGGGAGUUUUUUUUACUACAGUGACUAUAUAAUAUUGGCUACUUGCUGUAGCAAAAGGGCCAUUUAAUAAGAAAAAGGAUAAGAUGUCGGCUGCUGUAAUGAACACACCUAUGUUUGAGUGCAGUGAGCUUCUUUUUAAGAAUGCUGCACCAUCAAAGAAAGAUCCCUCAACAAAUUCAAAUGGCAAUGGUCACGCGCCCCUGCGUCGCAGUUACACAUCCCUGGUGAAUCUGAUCGAGCAGCACAGGAAGCUUGACCGCAGCGUGAGUGAGCCGACCUCACGCUACAAGACCGAGCUCUGUCGACCGUUUGAAGAGAGUGGCGUCUGUAAGUACGGCGACAAGUGCCAAUUCGCCCACGGCUUCAAUGAACUCAGAAAUCUCGCUCGUCAUCCAAAGUACAAGACCGAACUCUGCCGCACCUUUCACACGAUAGGCUUUUGCCCCUACGGGCCACGCUGUCACUUCGUGCACAACUUUGAGGAAUUGUGCACGAUUCACAAUCAAAAGGUGAACGCUGCUCCUGCGCCAGCCACCGCCGCUCAAUCCAACAUAAUGGGUCUGAAUCCUCUUAUUGCCGGCAAUGGUCCCGCCACAAACGUCAGUGUCAGUCUCCUCGAGCAAAUCGCCACAUCGCCUCAGGUUGCUGCCGUUGCCGCUGCGGCCGCCGCUGCUGCUGCUGCCAGUACACCACUCAUGAGAGCAAACUCACUCAGUCUUGGAACACCCGCUGCUGCAACUUCAUACAAUCAGCCACUCCUCAGGACCAAUUCGUUGACCCUGGCAAAUAUCACCCAUCUACAUCAACACCAUCAGCAGCACUCGACGGGUUCUGUGAUUGGUGCACCAAGACCAAAGCCCUUGAACCUCAGUCCAACAUUCUCCCUCGGUAGUACUGCCGAUUCAAUUUCACCAUCAUCAAGUCUCAGUCAAUCGCCAACAAAUUCAAUGGCCAGCUUCUUUAGUGACGAUCAAACCGGUAUUAUUGCACCAACACCAUUUAGUUUUGGUCAAGAUUUUGGACUACUAGCAACAAGACAAAGUCCAAGUCCACAAGGCAUUUGCAGUCCCAUUUCUGAUGAUCUCACACCACGAACACCAUCACCACUCUCAUCAAAUGGCGAAUCACGACUUCCCGUAUUCAACAGGAUCAGCAGCACUCGUUCCACUUUUGAAAAUCUUAAAAUCUAAUUAUCAUCCCACAAAUUGGAAAAAUCAUCUUAAAGUUUGAUUUCUCUUCUUCUGUGGAAUUUUUUUCUUUUAAACAAGGACUAUACACAAAAAAAAUUUAUAUCCGAAUGAAAUUUUUGAGGGACCACACCAUUAUCAAGAGGGAAUAUGAGAAGAAACAAAAAAGAGGAAAAAUUUUAGUCCUAUAGAAAUCCUCCGAUCUCGUUUCUUCCUUCUCGAAUUGCCUCUUAGUGAGGAUUCCUCUAAUAAUUCGGGGCAGGUGAGACGUUGCAAUAUAAAUAUAUUUCAAAAAAAAAAAAAAAAAGAAAACGUUUUUUUCAAGUAGAGCGUUCCGCUGUCGGUUUUUUGAAAAUCAAAGAUGAAUGAAUAAUGCGAUUCAGUAAAAAAAAAAUAAUUAAAAGGGGAACUCCCGAUUGUCUUCCAAAUGCGAGAGAGUGUGAUACGUGUGAAUGAGUUGCGUGAAUGAUGAUCACGGGGCGAGAGAGAAUGCGCGAGAGUGACAGUGGAAUACGCGACUGGUAAAUAACGAAACGAAAAAAUAGUUUUUUUUUCAAAAAAAAAAAAAAAAAAAAAAAACUCUAAAGUUUAACGAUGGAGUUUUUUUCUUUCAUUUUGCGGGAGUGAACCAAGCCAUGUCGCGCAUUCUCAACACGUAAAACGCCAUAGAGUGCGAAGGGGAGGUCAUUAAAUAUUCAUGGUAACAUGUUCUUUCCCAUAUAUAAAAAAAAAAUGUGAUAUGUAACUAUUGCAAUAGAAAUAUUUACUUUAAUUGAAAAAUAAUUCUAUUUCUAGCGAGAUAGGAGAGCAUGGUAUAUAUUAACGUGAUUUUCAAAGAGAAUUUUUGCUUUUAAUUUUUCCAAGAUCUUAGAAUUCAAUUUGAAUUUCAAAAUUCAAAACAAUCUCAUGUGUAUUUUAAUUUCUAUUUAAAAAUAUAUUUCAAUAUCGUUGUUGAAAAAAAAAAAGUUCAAUAGUUGAAUUAUUGUUUUUUAAAAAUGAUAUUUCAAUUUUCUUUUAACAUUCAUUGUUUGAUAUAAUUAUUUCGAAAAUUUGUGAUUUCAAAUAUUAUUCAAAAAAUUUAAUGUUUAAAAUAUUUUUCAAAAAUUCGACUUUUGAAAUAUUUUUUAAAAAUACAAUUGAGAAUAAAUAUUUUUUUUUAGGUAUUUACCUUAAAAAACAAAAAAAAAAAAUUAUUUUAAUCGUUUUUAAAAAUAAAAUUCAAUAUUUUAAUUGAAAUUAAACAAAAUAAUAAUCAUUAUUCAAAAUUAGAAUUAAAAACAUCAAAUCUCUUUGAAAUAUCACGAAAAAUAAUUCAAAUAAAAAGAAAGUGCCUAAGUGACGUGGUUUUCGAAAAUCGAAUACAUUCUGUACAUAUACUCUUUUCUUACGAUACGAAGAAGAAAUGUUUUCGUUUAAAUUAUAUACAUGAUUCAAAAUGUUAUAGAUUUAGUUUAUAUUAAUAUUAUUUUCACGAUUAACAAUUAUUAUUAUUAUAUUAUUAUUAUUAUUAUAUUAUUAUUAUAUUAUUAUAUUAUUAUUAUAUUACAUUAUUAUUAAUUAUUAUAUUCGCAUACGCGUCGGGAUUUAAAAAGCGCAGUAUACUCUAUUUAUGAUAUCCCAUAAGAAUUAUGUUUUUGCAAAAGCGCUAAUUUUUCCGAUGAGAGUUGCAUUCUUCAAUUUUUGAUCAUAUUUAUCAGUCAGCUCUUUGGGGAAAGAAAAAAAAAUCAAGUCAGUCCAAUCAUCCGUUUUCUCAUUAGCAAUAUUGCUAUUGUAACCAUUACUACUACUCUAGGUGUACUGUUACGCUAUUACACUAUUACUUUCUAUUAUUAUCAUACGCCAUUGUCACACUUCCAUAACGGGUUAAAUGUUUCACAAAAACAUUUUCUCAGACGACUUUUUUAAAAAAAGAAAACACUUUUGCAAUUAUGAAAAAAAAUCUCCUAUACAUAUUCAAGUUACUUUAGUAGAUUAUUUUUAUUAUUAUUAUUUUAUUAUUAUUAUUAUUAUAUUAUUAUUAUAUUAUUAUAUUAUAUUAUUUAAUUAUUUAAAUUUUUUUCUAUGUUAUAAUUCGUCUGUCUUUCCCGUUUUGCUCUUUUGUUUCUUCCUAGGCUCGAUUUUGCCACUUUAUAUUUUACCAAAAUAAUUUACUUUUAACACGCUUUUUUUAUUAUAUAUUAUAGUAUUUAAGAGAGUUCAAGAGUUUUUUUUUCUUCUCCAUAUCUUAUUGUGUGAGACGUUUGUGAUAAAACGUGUUUUCUCAAAGAGAGUUCUUUUUUUAAUUCGAGUCGUUUUUUUUGGGGAGGGAGGGCAAAAUUUUUAUAGGGCCAAAGGAAGAAGGGAAUUGAACAGACGGAAACAAAGAAAUAUGGGAGAAUGAAAAAAAAAAAAAAAAAAUGUUUUUAUAUAUUUCUUUCGUGAGCGCGCGUGGUAAAAAAGUGUCUCGGAAAUAAUAAUUAUUUAAGCGGAAAAGAACUGAUUCGCAAUUCGUUAGUUUUCUAUAUCUAUUUUUCUUCUCUUUCUUUUUUUUCCCCUUUCUAUUUGUCGAGUAUAAUAAACACGCCAAGAUUAUAUAUUUAUGCCAUGUGUUGAGAUCAUGAAAUAAGAUUGAAAAAUUUAAAAAAAAAAAUGGCGCCCCAGUACACUACGAGCGCGCGGGCUUGGUUGCAUUAUCCUUGCGAAUAUAUAUAUAUAUAUAUAAUAUAUAUUUUUUUUUUUUCUUAAUUUUUUCAACUCGAUUUAAAUUAAUAUAUAUUUAUUGUAUACAAAAUAAUUGAUAUAAUAUUUGAAUUUAGUUUAUCGCCAGAUGCAAAACAAAAAUUCUGAAAAGGAUUGCGUAUGCAGAAUUUUAUCCGUUGAUUCUGACUCGGAUUUUUUUGUUGUUUUUUUUUUUUUUUUUUUUUUUAUUAGAAAGAAUUGCAUGCAUCUGAUUAAUUUUAAUGCGCGCGUCUUUUUCUUUAUUUAUUUUUUAUUAUUAAUAUUAUUUAUUUAUUACUUUUCUUUUUUCUCUCACUUGAAACGAAAUAAUUUAAAAGAAAACAAAAAAAAAAGUACAAAAAAGAAACGUAAGGGUGACGCUCAAGCAGCGCGCUUUCCUGUUAUAGACUUGACCACUUCUAUAUAUAAAUAAAUAUAUAUAUAUAUAAUAUUAUUAAUGAAUAAUAUACUAUACGUGUACGUCUCUUUUUUAAUUUAAUAUAUUUAUUUUUUCAAACGUAUUUAUAUAUUUAUACAAUAUUUUAUACUGCGUUCUUCACAGAUAUACACGAGCAAACUGAAAAAAAAUGAUAAAAAAAAAAAAAAAAAAAAAAAACAGGCGCAUGUUAUGUGCAAGUCGAUCUCUUGGCUCUCAGAGGAACCGGAUGUUCUUCAGCUAUUCUCGGAAGCCCUUUUUUGUGGAGACAGAAUAAUCAUCCCUGCAAUUCUUUUUUUCUCUAUCUGUUUUUUUUUUAAUUUAAUUUAUAUUUUACAAAUCUGUUUUGGAAAGUUUAGUUUUAGUUUGGCGUAAAAAUAUUUGUUAUAUUUCCGUUAAAAUAAUAAUUAAAAAAAAAAAAGUGAAUGAAACUGUGAUCCAUAGCAGGGAUGAUACUUCUUUCACGAAAAUAUCUCCCCCUUUGCUCUAGUUUUUGUGGCCUCUAGUUUUUUGUAUAUUUAAAACAAAACAAAAAAAAACAAACAAAUAAAGCGGAGAAUUUAAACGUAAAGAUGAUGAUAUACUUAAUUUCCCUUUGUGAUAUAUAGAAAACGCGUACAUGCGUCGAUCGUCCACGAUUUUGAGCGAGUAUAUGUGAGAAAAAGGAGAUGACAAAAAAAAUCAAGAAAGAAGUGUAUUGUGAAUGAAAAAAUAAAAAUUGUAAAAAAAAUCUCGUGCUUCCUUCGACGAAUGAAAAAAAAAAAGUAUAGUUAAUGUUAUAAAACACAUAUGGGAGCCAACUGAUAGGCUGGACGGAAGUCGUUCGAAUCCAAAGUUAAAGUUUUAGUUGUGUAUGCGAAGAUCAUAUUUAUUUCUUUAUUCUGUGAUAGAACACGGUUUUCAACUCUUUCCCAUAUGUUCCCGGAUGUGAGAUUAUAAUAUAUAUAUUUUUUUUUUCUUUUGGAAGAGUCAAAAUUCUUUUUGUUAUAAACGAAGAAAAAUUGUUUUUAAUAAAAAGAAAAAAACAAACAAAAAAAAAUUAUUUUUAGCAAAAAGAGAAAUACAUUUUUUUGUUUCUUUAAAAUAAAUUAUUAUUCCCUUUUUUUCGAAAAAUAAAUAAUUGACACAAGUGUUUUUGUUUUUUAGUGAAUAGUUAUAAAAGAUCAGAGGUUCGAACGGCUUCAUCCAUAAAAUCGCAACGGGACCACAAACGUGAUAAAAAAAAAAGAACAUAAGAUUUUUUUUCGUUGUCAAAGGAGAAAAAGUCAAGUCAGGCAAUAGGAAAAAAAUAAUGUUGAGAGUGUGAAAAGAAAAUGAUUAUUAAUUAUUCAAAAUUAUUGUGAUUUUUUUUUUUUUUUUGAUUUGUGUGUAUUAUUAUUGAAAAAUGAAGAGAGGCCUUUAACGAUGUGCCUUAGCUGAAUUUUGUUGAUUUGUGAGAAAAGAGAGAAAGAAGAAAAAAAAAAAAACUUUGUCAUUCUCAGCAAAAUAUCUUUUUUACUUGUGGAAUAAAAUUUUAUCGUAUUCUCACGCGGCUGGUGUCAGUUUAAUGAGAAUUACUGCUGAGGAUCAAACGAUUCCUGACCCAAGUGUCUUUCUCUCUUUCUUUCUUUCUCUCUCUCUCUCUCUCUCGACAGGGUUUUUUUUUCAUUGCAUUUUCUGAAAAACAAACACAUAAGUCUCAUGUAUGUAUGUAGUUUGAUAAGUAUUGCCAACAAUACAUUACCUAUUUAAUACAUUUUAUUAUUACAAAAUA